AUGAGGGUGCACUUUGUGAUUACAGUGAUUGCGGAGGAAAACCCUAUUGAUUACGGAGAACAGGCGAACACCGAUGCCGUCAAACUGAGGGCUUAUACAUUGGUUGAGCCCAUCGGACAGAUAAUGAAAACGGCAGAGAAACGAUACAAAAAGCAGGGCUUGACUGUACCCAUAGAGUUCUACGGAGAUGUUAAGGACUUUGUAGUGGCAACCCUACCAUGGGUGUUCGACCAGUUUAAAGCUAUCGGUAACGAGACUGAUAGAGAGCGAGUGACCGCACAAUUCAUUGGUGAAGUCCACGGCUUUAAUUAUAUGAGCAAACGAUUGGACAAAAUCCGGUUGAAUACUCCACUGAAUGUACCAGGUUCAACCACAGAGUUGCUUGGUAAAAUUCAACAAACUGAAAAGUUUAUUCUGGAAUCACUCGAUCACGAAAUGGCCAUCGCUUCCCAUCCAGUCUGGACAGCGUUUCACCUCAGGAUAAAAAACUUUAUGACUGCUGAAUUCCCGAAAUUGUACAAGGCCAUUAACAAACUGCCAUUUGAAGAGGCUAAACUGAAAAACCUCCAGGUGCUGCUCGCGGAUCUCUCGCACGCUACCCUACCACCACUAUAAAUUAUUUAUUUAUUUAAUACUUGGC
Messenger RNA from Medioppia subpectinata, 640 nucleotides. Lineage: Eukaryota; Metazoa; Arthropoda; Arachnida; Sarcoptiformes; Oppiidae. The record is from the annotation of a GenBank genome assembly.